Messenger RNA from Zonotrichia leucophrys gambelii, 2951 nucleotides. It is a transcript of the gene CRTC2, whose product is annotated as CREB regulated transcription coactivator 2. Lineage: Eukaryota; Metazoa; Chordata; Aves; Passeriformes; Passerellidae. Bases 87 to 1694 code for a protein of 535 amino acids. Gene Ontology annotation, biological process: positive regulation of transcription by RNA polymerase II. The transcript has 10 exons. Gene Ontology annotation, molecular function: cAMP response element binding protein binding. Gene Ontology annotation, cellular component: cytoplasm; nucleus. The record is from RefSeq and is a predicted model, not a curated record.
ACAGGGAAUGGGGUCCUGGAUCCCUGAGGGGUCCCUGCCUCCCCCCCGCCCCCAUUCCCUGAUGCCCUUUCUCCCUCUGCAGGACCAUGCCCUGGAGCAAUUUCCCCAUGGAGAAAGGACAUUUAUUCCGGCUGCCCUCAGCUCUCAACAGGACGAACUCGGACUCGGCGCUGCACACGAGCGUGAUGAACCCCCCUCCCCAGGACUCCUACCUGGGCCCCUCCCAGGCCGGGCCCCCCCCCGGCCGCCGAGCUGGUUUCCUGGACGGGGACUCGGACAGCAAAGUGUUUCUUUUCCAAGUGCCUCCCAUCGAAGAGAACUUCGAUGACAACAAGCACUCGCUGAAGCCCUGGGACACCAAGAAGCUCUCGUCCUCCUCGGCCCGGCCGCGCUCCUGCGAGGUGCCGGGAAUCCACGUAUUCCCGUCCCCGGAUCAACCUGCCAACGUGCCCCUCAUGCCCUCGGCCCUCAACACGGGGGGGUCCCUGCCCGACCUGACCACGCUGCACUUCCCGUCCCCCCUGCCCACCCCCCUGGACCCCGAGGAGGCCCCGUACCCGCCCCUGAGCGGGGGCAGCAGCACCUCCAACCUGGCCACCACCAUGACCCACCUGGGCAUCAGCGGCAGCGCCGGCGGCGUCGGGCUGGGCUACGACCCCCCAGGACUCCCCUCACCUCUGCAGAGCUCCCUGAGUAACCCGUCCCUGCAGUCCUCCCUGAGCAAUCCCAACCUGCAGGCCUCCCUGCGCAGCCCCUCGCUGCAGGCCUCCCUCAGCAACCCCUCGCUGCAGUCCUCCCACAGCAGCUCCUCCAUCCCCUCCUCCCUGUCCAACCAGUCCCUGCCUUCCUCGCUGUCCUCCUCGCUCUCCAACCCCUCGCUGCCCACGUCCCCGCGCCCGCAGCCGCUGCAGUCCUCGCCCAGCAACCCCAGCCUGCCCUCGGGGCUGGGCGGCUCCUUCGCGGCCACCUCGCCCCGCCGGCGCGUCCCGCUCAGCCCCCUGUCCCUGCCCGCGGCCGGCGACUGCAGACGGCAGCACCCCAAACAGUUCUCACCAACAAUGUCACCCACAUUGUCCUCCAUCACCCAGGGCGUGCCCCUGGACACCAGCAAGCUGCCGGCGGAGCAGCGGCUGCCCCCGUACCCCUACGGGCAGCCGGGGCUGCUGCUGGGCUCCCAGCCCCCCCCGAGGGGCCCCGCGCCCCCCCCGCGCCCCUACAACCCCCCCUACACCCCCGGCACCCCCCUGGGGCAGCCCCUGGCACAGCCCCACGCAGCAGAGUUCGGCCUGGGCAGCCUGGAGCAGUUCGGGAUCGGGGAGAGCCCCCCCGGGAACAGCGGAGGCUUCCCCGAGGAUUUGGGGGGGGCCCUGGGUUACCCCCCGAGCGAGGGGGGUUACGACCCCCCCGGCCUGAGCCGCCCAAACCUGAGCAACUGCAGCCGCCACGGCCCCAUCCCCAACAUCAUCUUCACAGGCGACUCGCCCCCCGGGCUGUCCAAGGAGAUCACCACGGCCCUGGCGGGGGUGCCGGGCUUCGAGGUGGAGGGGGGCUCGCUGGGGAGCCUGGGGGGGCUGGAGGAGGAGCUGCGCAUCGAGCCGCUGACGCUGGACGGGCUGAGCAUGCUGAGCGACCCGUGCGCGCUGCUCACCGACCCCGCCGUGGAGGAUUCCUUCCGCUCCGACCGCCUGCAGUGAGCCCGGGCCGGCCCCGGGGCCGCGCCCCGCCCGCCGUGCCCGCCCCCCGGGGCCGCCGCCCGCUGCGCUCCCGCUGAGGGACCGGGGCAGCUCCGGGAGAGAACCGGGAAUGCAGCGGGAGAGAACCGGGAGUGCAACAGGAGAGGCGGGAACGGAUCCCGAACCUGGGAAUGGAUCCCAAACCCGGGAGCGGAUCCUGAACCCCAGAACGGAUCCCAAACCCCGGAAUGGAUCCCAAACCCGGGAGCGGAUCCUGAACCCCAGAACGGAUCCCAAACCCCGGAAUGGAUCCCAAACCCGGGAGCGGAUCCCAAACCCCGGAAUGGAUCCCAAACCCCGGAAUGGAUCCCAAACCCCGGAACGGAUCCCAAACCCGGGAGCGGAUCCCAAACCUCGGAACGGAUCCCAAACCCCGGAACGGAUCCCAAACCUGGGAAUGGAUCCCAAACCCGGCUGGAGGGAGCUGCGACCCCCCCAGCCCCACAGAAAUGGGCGGGGGGCUCCGUCCGGACCCUCCAAGCUGUGGCUGUCAAGGGCUGUGACCGCUCCCAGUGAGCCUGGGAGGGUCCGUGCCAAGCCCCCUCCCCAAUUCCCACCCUGGGACUGACCCUGUCACUGUCAUGCCAGGAAAAUCCUGGAAAAGUGGGGAGGGGGCUCCAGGCGUGGCUCUCAAGGGCUCCUUCUGCUCCUUCCGAGGUUGGGGGGGGUCCCCAGCACCCCCCAGCCCCCUCCCCAAAUUCCUGCCGGGUUCUGUUCUCCAGGAAACCCCCGGGACCACCUCAGGGUGAGGGAAUUUGGGGAGGGGGAGACAAUCCAGGCACUGCCCCAAACCAUCCUGGGGGGUUCCACUCAUCGCCCCCCCCUCAAUUCCCACCCCCAGAGCCCACCUGGCACCGAACCCCGGGAAAUGUGGGGAGGGGGCUGCACCCCCGGGGGGGGCUGUACAUAACCCCGUAGGUAGAGACCCCCGGGGGGGGCUCGGGGGGGCCGCUUCUGCCUUUAUUUUAUCAUUUUUCCGGCUAAUCAUCAUCAUGUUUAAGGAGAGAUCCCGCUCCCCCCUCCCCAGUAUGUACCCCAAGCCCCCCUCCCCAAAUUACCCAGCUGCCGGGGACGUGUAGAAAGCACUUGUAACUUUGCCCCCUGCCCCCCUCCCCAAAAUUGGGGGGCCCGUCCGCGGGUGGGGGGCCCUGGGCCCCCCCCGGAGGGAGCCAGAGUGAUUUAUUAUUAUUAUUAUUUUUUAAAAUAUAUUCUAUGUUA